Messenger RNA from Nerophis ophidion (straightnose pipefish), 1815 nucleotides. It is a transcript of the gene hpse, whose product is annotated as heparanase. The coding region runs from base 1 to 1650 and encodes 549 amino acids. Gene Ontology annotation, cellular component: extracellular matrix; membrane. NCBI's taxonomy places the organism in Eukaryota, Metazoa, Chordata, Actinopteri, Syngnathiformes, Syngnathidae. Gene Ontology annotation, molecular function: hydrolase activity, acting on glycosyl bonds. The transcript is spliced from 12 exons. The record is from RefSeq and is a predicted model, not a curated record.
AUGAGUAUUUACAUAGUGACGUCAGCGUGCCAAGCAAAGGGGGCGUGGCUACGGUCUGAAGGCGCGACUGGUCCAGAAGAAAAAAAAAGCCUCAAAGUAAACAUGGAGGCCGUCGAGAAGACGCUGUGGUUGUUGUUGGCGCUCGUCGUGCUGUGUGCGCCCCCGGGCUGGACCCAAGCGAGGCCCCACGUGGACCCUCGCUUCGUGUCCGUCACCAUCGACGCCAGCCUCGCGCAGGACGAGCGCUUCAUGUACCUGCUCAGCUCUCCUAAAGUCCGCACGCUGGCCAAAGCCUUGGCGCCCGCCUACGUGAGGUUCGGAGGAACCCGCCAGGACUUCAUGGAGUUCAGUCCUCAGCGGGACCUUGGAAUGGCCGUUCCGAAGCGCAACUGGGCGGAGCUUCCUCGGUGGCGGGAGGAGCAUCUAAAAGUGAAAUGGUGUAAACAAGCGAAGCUGCUGGCCCGACAAGACAUGAACAGGAAGUUCCCUCAAAUCGAGUUCACCGAGGCGACGCUGGACCUGCUGCACGCCUUCGCCAACAACUCCGGACUGGAUCUCAUCUUCGGACUCAACGCGCUGCUGAGGAACGCCGACAACACGUGGAACAGCAGCAACGCUCGCUCGCUGCUCGGCUACUGCCAGUCCGAACGCUACCGCCUGUCCUGGGAACUCGGCAACGAACCAAACAGCUUUGAGAAAAAGGCGGGGAUUCGCGUGGACGGCGUCCAGCUGGGGGAGGACUUUGCCCGUCUCCGGGAGAUGAUGUCACAGUCGCCUUGGUACCGCCACGCCGGACUCUACGGACCCGACGUGGGCCAACCCCGACGCCGCACCGAUGACUUGUUGCACGGGUUCCUGAGGAGCGGAUCUCACGCCGUGGACGCCUGCACCUGGCACCAUUACUACGUCAACGGGAGGGACACGUCGCUGGACGACUUCCUGGACCCCAAGAUCCUGGACUCCCUGGCGCUCCAGAUCAAACACGUCAUGAAGGCAAUGAGGCACGCCUCCCCGGGCAAGCCUGUGUGGCUGGGAGAGACAAGCUCCGCCUACGGGGGCGGGGCCCCGGGCCUGUCGGACACGUUCGCCGCGGGAUUCAUGUGGUUGGACAAAUUAGGACUGGCGGCUAAAAUGGGCGUGGCCGUGGUGAUGAGGCAGGUCCUGCUGGGUUCCGGAACCUACCACCUGCUGGACGACAACUUGGAUCCUCUCCCGGACUACUGGCUGACGCUCCUGCACAAGUCUCUGGUCGGACGCGGCGUUCUGAGCGCCGCCAUCUUUGCCGAGACGCCCGGAAGCAGACGCGUGCGUCUCUACCUGCAUUGCAGCGCCACGCGCAGAUACGCGGCGGGCGCGGUCACGCUCAUCGCCAUGAACCUGGGCAAGAUGGCCGCCCGGGUCGCCGUACCAACAUGGCUGGCGGCGAGUGGCGUGGACGCCUUUGUGCUUCAGUCGGAUGUAGAAGGCGAGGACGGCCUCCUGUCCAGGUCGGUGAUGCUGAACGGCGACCUUCUCAAGAUGGCGGAAGGCGGGACACUCCCGCCCCUUAGAGGCAGUCGUCUGCCAGCUGCAGAACAUCUUCACCUUCCUGCUUUCUCACUGGCUUUCUUCGUCUUCACGGACGCACGACACCACGCCUGCGCCGCGUGACCUCCACCUUCUCGUCGGAGUCAUGUGACCUCGAGUAGUAGCUGUCACGUGCUUCUGUCAUGGUUUGCACUGCUCUAUUCUAGCUCGCAACAGGAGGCAGGUACGUUUUUAUUUUCUAUUAAAGAAGGCAGACAUUUGUAUUGUCUUUUCUGCCUAGCAACAAGA